Molecule: messenger RNA, 1547 nt
Organism: Astyanax mexicanus (Mexican tetra)
Lineage: Eukaryota; Metazoa; Chordata; Actinopteri; Characiformes; Acestrorhamphidae
Gene: calm1b
Product: calmodulin 1b
Exons: 6
Coding region: 155-604 (149 amino acids)
Molecular function (GO): calcium ion binding
Source: RefSeq, a predicted model, not a curated record
AUACGGGUAGGAAAGUGGCGGAUGAAUACUUAUAUCCCUCCGCCUCUCAGCUUUUUUUUACACGGAGAAAAAAGCGACGACAGUGGAGCUGCUGCGCCCAGACUACGACUCCCGGUUACAGUAGCUAGCGCCACCCGCGUAGAAUCCAACAAAUAUGGCUGACCAACUAACAGAAGAGCAAAUUGCAGAAUUCAAAGAGGCUUUCUCCUUAUUUGACAAAGAUGGAGAUGGCACCAUUACCACCAAAGAGCUGGGCACAGUGAUGCGGUCACUGGGGCAGAAUCCCACAGAGGCAGAGCUUCAGGAUAUGAUCAAUGAAGUGGAUGCUGAUGGCAAUGGGACCAUCGACUUCCCAGAGUUCCUAACUAUGAUGGCCAGAAAGAUGAAAGACACAGACAGCGAGGAGGAGAUCCGUGAAGCCUUCCGGGUAUUUGACAAGGAUGGAAAUGGUUAUAUCAGCGCUGCAGAGCUGCGUCACGUCAUGACAAACCUCGGGGAGAAGCUCACAGAUGAAGAAGUGGACGAGAUGAUCAGAGAAGCGGAUAUUGAUGGGGACGGUCAGGUGAACUAUGAAGAGUUUGUACAGAUGAUGACCGCAAAGUGAGACGUCCUGUUCUUCCCUGCCCUCUUAGAAGAAAACAAAAAAAAUCAAUCAAAAGUUUUAUUUACCUCUUGGGGGGAAAAACGUACAUUUACUCAUAAUGUUUCUGUACAGAAAAGAAUUGAAUGUUGAAAUAAAAUAAUCCUUCUGUCCACACAGAUAAAAAAAAUCCAAUAUUUGCAUGAAAUGGUUAGUGAUCCUGUCCCUUACAGAUCAAUCUAGAAUCAGUUAUUAACGAGUUAAAUAACCUGUAACUACUGAAAAAAAAAACAGAAGAAGAAAACAAGCAUCUGGUGAGCUCCCUCAGUUCCAUUUGCUCUUGGUGAUGUUUGGGCUGGCCAUCUAUUCUCUCCUCUCUGUUUUCUGUUCUUCAUGCAUGCAGUCUGCGACUGGAGCUCCUUCUCCUGCGGUCUGAGCGUGCUCUUUCCACUGAAGUGUCGUAAUGCCCGUUAGUUCUGUUCUUUUGUAUUUCUGAAAGGAACCUAUUAAAAACCAGGUUCUGACCAGGCAGUAGGUGGAAUGGGACUUUUAUUGUAUGUGGGGAUAGAAAGAAAUAAGCAAAAAAGAAAAAAAAUUACAAAAUCAACAAAACUCUUAAACAUUUGGCAUGUUUAGGUUUCUAGUGAUUUUGUUUGAUUGAUUUUCUCUCUUUAUGUUACUUUUUCUCUUGGAUGGCUGUGUUCUGGGGGUGGGGGCAUCCUGCUCUUGAGCAGCUGAGGCGGGGAUUUAAUGGGAGUUUCUGGAAAUUUGAAGAAGCAAGUGGGUGGGGGGGUUUCCCCCUCUCUCUCUCUGUUUCUCUUUCUGAUCAGUGAUGGCUUUCUUCACUGUUCAUCUGAGUUCGGUUUACAUUCAUUCCAAGUUGUACAUGCUACUUGUUUUUUUGUUUAUGUUUUAUUGUUUUGUUUUUGUUUUAUUUUUCAAAUAAAAAUGACCAUGAACUUUAUAA